Messenger RNA from Patella vulgata (common limpet), 2747 nucleotides. RefSeq names its product zinc finger protein 287-like. Gene Ontology annotation, molecular function: RNA polymerase II cis-regulatory region sequence-specific DNA binding; DNA-binding transcription activator activity, RNA polymerase II-specific. The transcript is spliced from 2 exons. NCBI's taxonomy places the organism in Eukaryota, Metazoa, Mollusca, Gastropoda, Patellidae. Gene Ontology annotation, cellular component: nucleus. The record is from RefSeq and is a predicted model, not a curated record. Gene Ontology annotation, biological process: regulation of transcription by RNA polymerase II. The coding region runs from base 614 to 1579 and encodes 321 amino acids.
UCAAUUUCGUUAUUGAUCGAAUCGGUUGAAAUUUGGUGUGCGAUCAUCACUCACCAAACUUAACAACCCCUAAGAAAUUUCAAUCUAUGGGACAUGGUGGGCCUCCAACAUCAGGGGACCCCCCAAAAAAUCCUCAGUUACGAGCAUGGUCGGACCAAGGACUACAUCUGCUAGGCCCUCCAUCUGAUUUUCAAAGUCCUGGACAGUGGGACGCUUUUCAUCCAUUGUGGGCUCGUGUUGCAGUUGACAUCCGAGAAUUCAGUGUAAUCCGGCAAUGCCGCGUCGUACCUUUGACUUGUAUCCAUGUUUCUUUUUUUUGUUUAUUUAGCGGGAAAAGUGUAUCAAGAAAACACAUUAAAAUCCUCUUUAUUUAGUGGGAAUAUUUUGGUUAAAACUUGUUGUGCUACUUUGGGGUGGAAUCAAGGAAACUACAUGUAGUAAACGGUAUGGUGACUUACAACAACAAAGUAAUCUGACUGUCAAAAACAAAACAACCGAUGAUCUAGAAAACCAAAUUAAAAAACAAGGCGAAGAUGAUGAGAAAAUUGAUGAUGUUGAAAACCACAGUAAAGUACAAAUCAAAGAAAACGAGCAGACUAUUCAUGAAACUGAAAUGGUUCAUCAGUGCAACUUAUGUAGGGAAAAUUUUAAGUCAUGCGAUGAGUUAGAGAAACACUGUGAAAUACAUUUUGAAGAAGCAACAAUUGAAGAUAUUGAAACUAUUCAUCAGUGUAAAUUAUGUGAGGAAGAUUUCAAAUCUUACUCUGAUUUAGAAGAACAUUGUGAAAUACAUUUUAAACAAGAGGAGGAGAAUGAUUUAAUCCAACAAAAUAAGAUUGGGACAAAACUUCUUUACUUGACAGAGAAACAGAAAUACCAGAAAACAAUGACACAUGGGAACUUAUUAAAUGUAAUGUUUGUAGUCUUAUCAUUUAUUCAUAAAGAUCAUCUAAAAGAGCAUAUGAGAACACAUGGGUCCAAACCUUAUAAAUGUGAUAUUUGUAGUAAAUCAUUUAGAAAGUCCUAUUUACUGAAAGAACACGGUAAAAUACAUAAUGCAGAAAAAUCCUUUAAAUGUGAUGCUUGUCGUAAAUCAUUUACACGUAAAACAACUUUGAUUGCACAUGCUAAAGGUCACACUGGAGAGAACAUACAUAAAUGUUCACUUUGUAGUAAAUCAUACACACACAAAGCUAGUUUAAGAGCCCAUGUUAAAACUCAUUCUGGUGAAAAGAAUUUUAAAUGUGAUGUUUGUGGUAAAUCAUUUUAUGAAUCUGGUGACUUAAAAAAACACAUGAGAUUCCAUACAGGAGAAAAACUUUUUAAAUGUAAUUUGUGUAUUAAAUCAUUUACUUUCAAUUCUCAUCUUCAAAUCCACAAGCGAAGUGAUACAGGAGAAAGCCCAUUUGUCUGUGAUAUAUGUGGUAAAUCAUUUACUGAUAACAGUAAUCUACAUAGACAUAUAAAAAAUCAUUCUCGUAUCAAACCUUAUAUUUGUGAAAUAUGUAGCAAAUCUUUUUCCCAAAAUUGUAGUCUUCAGGAGCAUCAAAAAUUACAUGCAAGACAAACAAAUGUUUAGUUUUGAUUGUGUUCCAAAUUAUUUAUAAAAAAAUUUACAGAUGAAAAAAAAGUUAACAAUUUGAUUAAAUCAUUUGUUGACAUAAGUAAAUCAAAUCAUGUUGGAUUGUCAGAUGUUUCCCCUUGUCAGAAUUACAGGUACCCUGACAGUUAGAAAUAAACGUAGGCUGCAACAGCACUGUCCAAGAAAAUUAAUGAGAGAGAGAGAGAGAGAGAGAGAGAAAUGAAUUAUAACAUCCACUCAACACAAAUUAGGUCAUUUCUGGACUAAUGCAUGUUCCAAUUUUAUUUGCAUAAUUCACUUGCGCAUAGCAUUGGGACAAAACCAUAUAUCCCAUAGAAAAUACCUGAAGAUAGGCAUGUGACCCUACUCCUUGUCACAUACAAGCUUGAGAUCGAAACCAUGCAACUUGACUACCCAACCCCAAUCCCCAAGCAAAGUGUACUAUGAGGGAAAUCUUGCUCGGUAAUGAAACAGGGUUUAAUGUCCUUCUUUGCUCCAUCCGGGCUAAUGAAUAUGUGCAUUUUGCCCGUACAGCGGUGCUACAACCUAGUCUUAUAUCAUAUUGGACUGCCAGGGUUUCUUGACUUCUGUACUGGACAUUGGUGUUUAUAAGAUGAACAUUAAGGAACAAGAAGGUACAUAUUGUUGAAUUAAAUCGGAUAAAUAGGAUGGUGCCAAUGAAUCGUUUAAACAAUUAAAAGUGAUUGUGUUAAUUUUUAAAUUGACAGAUGGUUUGGUGAGUGAUACAAUAUGCUUUAUUCUGGAUUUUCUGCAGCUGAUUUACAAGAGUUUUAGGAAGAGAACACAAUAAUGAAUUACAAUAAUCUAAAGAUGACAUAACAAAAUCAGUUAUUAACAUUUUGGUGGCAUAAAGGUCAAUAUAGGAUCGAAUGUUAUACAGAUGAAAGUUUGCCCUUUUGCACAGCCUGGAUACAUGGGUUUUCAUAUCAAGGAAAGAGUCAAAAGAACACACCAAGAUUUCUGACACAGUUGGAUGGGGUUAUGGCAGUGCUUCCAGUAGUCACAUGGUUGAUGUCAAUGUUCUUUUUAUUCCCGAUUAUUAUAUUUUCUGGUUUUUUCAUCAUUCAGUUUCAAAAAGUUGUAGUGCAUCCAGAUUCUAAUUUGUUCAAUACAUGCUUCAAGUUCUGGUGUAGUGAUGUCUGGC